AAUCGACUAAUCGACAAACGUUUGAUCCAUUAUUUAAAAAACAUUAUUGUGGUUAUUUUGUGUUGACGUUACCUUUUUUUUAAAGAAGAAUAUUUCAUCUUGAAACAUGGAAAAAUCUAAUGAUAUUAAUAAUGCUGAAUCAACAUUGAUGGUAAAAUCAAAUUAUUUUCAAUUAAAAUUUUUACCGAUCAACAUUUAUAAAUAUAAUGUUCAAAUAACACCAACAAUUCGUCAUGAAAAUGAAAUUAUUAAUGUUGUAAAAAAAUACAUUAAACAAAACGUAUUAUUAUCUGAAUGUUAUUAUGAAAAUGGUUACAUUUAUUCACGAUCGUUAAUCAUUUCCGAUCAAAUUCGUAACAAUAUUGUAAGUUUGGGAAAAGGUUUUAACAGCAAUCGAUUUACAAUAAAUUUAAAAGAAACUGGCCAGCUCAAUUCUUUAGAUAAAAGUGGAAUAAAUUUGCAAAAUUUUUUUCAUUUCUACAUGCAAAAGAGCAAAAAAUUGAUAAAUACAGGAAUUUUUGUUCAAAAUGAAUAUUCAUUUCCAAACGAUCGAAUUUCAGUUAUUGUUGGAUUUGGAUUUUCAAUCAUUCCGAUGGCCGAACCAUUAAUUCUCAUAUCAAGACAAGUAAUAACAUUUGAUGGAAAGAUUCAGAUUUACGAUUAUAAAUUGUUUUCGGAAGAAGCUGAUAAAGUUUUUUCCAAUGAAUUAAAUUGUGGCCCAGUGAAAGAAUUUGAAUUUUUUAGAAAAUGUUGUGAAGAGAUAGAAAAUUGUGUCGAAUCAUUCGGAAUUAAGAUUAAUUCGUACGAGACAAACGGAAUAUUACUUUCUCAUCCAAAAAUUAUUCCAGAUUCUCCGGAUAAACCAUUCUUCAGGAAACCAUCUAAGACAAUAAAUUUUGCCAUUCUUUGUUUUCAUCCAUUCGAUUCAGAUAAAAUGAAAGAAUUUGAAGAUUCGUUUGUUGAAAAAGCGAAAAAAUUUGGAAUGAAUUUUGAAAAAUGUUUCGAUACAAAAUUCAUUGACACUCGAAAAGAGUCGGAAAUCGCUGCAGUUUUUCAAAAUUUGAAAAUUCGUGAUAUUCAUUUUGUUUUCAUUGGACUUUCGCAACGUUCUAGGAACGAUAAUAUUUUUGAAAAGAUCAAAUAUAAGGCAGCUAGUGAUUAUGGCCUAGUCACUCAAAUAGUUUUAAUUGAAAAAUUACAAUUGAAAGAACAAAAACCAGAAUUUUAUGACAGUUUAGCAAUUACAUCUUGUUUGAAACUAGGUGGCCAACCAAAUAUAAUCGACCAGGCAUAUUGGAAUUGUUUUCCUUUUGAGCCGGAAACUACUAUGGUAGUCGGAACUUCUUUUAAAUUUUUGAAACUCAAUAAUAAUCGGAAAAAUCUCUUCUCACAUUCAAUGGUGGCAUCGAUAGAUACAGAUUUUUGUCAAAACAUUUCCAUCGAACGUUUUUCACUAAAACCAAAUGAUGAAAAACUCUUUGAAGAAUUAUUUGAAGAUUUAUUAGAGGAAUAUCAUAAAGAACAUGGCCAAUAUCCUAAAAAUAUUAUUAUAUUUCAUGGAAAAAGAUAUACCGAUUUAAAAUAUGCUGCUAAAUCGAUUGAUGAACGAAUAAAAGUGACAAGUUUUUCGAUCGAUAAAUCUUCACCUAUUCGUUUCAUCAAAAAAAAUGACGAAAAAGUUCCAAUCGGGAUUUGUGUUGACCUUAAAUUUCAACAGUCUAAUUGUUCGACAAAAGAAUUUGCUAUUUGCAGUGAAAACGAAAGCGAAGCUGUCCGAUACAAAACGACAAAAUAUACAGUCAUCAAUGAUGAUUCGGGAAUGUCUGAUAUUCAAAUCAAACGU
Molecule: messenger RNA, 1843 nt
Organism: Dermatophagoides pteronyssinus (European house dust mite)
Lineage: Eukaryota; Metazoa; Arthropoda; Arachnida; Sarcoptiformes; Pyroglyphidae
Molecular function (GO): nucleic acid binding
Source: RefSeq, a predicted model, not a curated record